Messenger RNA from Clarias gariepinus (North African catfish), 1892 nucleotides. It is a transcript of the gene actr10, whose product is annotated as actin related protein 10. Gene Ontology annotation, biological process: retrograde axonal transport of mitochondrion. The transcript is spliced from 13 exons. The coding region runs from base 96 to 1349 and encodes 417 amino acids. NCBI's taxonomy places the organism in Eukaryota, Metazoa, Chordata, Actinopteri, Siluriformes, Clariidae. The record is from RefSeq and is a predicted model, not a curated record.
CCCGCCCUAGCUCUAGCUCCGUUACCGUGAAUAUUUUCCUCUGUGUUGUUUUGAUCGUGAAACCGCUGUCUUAUAGACCGACUCGGUGGAUAAAAAUGCCCCUGUUUGAGGUUUUGGGGAGCGGCGGAGAGAAAACCGCGGUUGUCAUUGAUUUAGGAGCUGCAUACACAAAAUGUGGCUUUGCUGGCGAGACCGGGCCUAGGUUUAUCGUUCCGAGUGAGAUCCAGCGUCCUGGACUCCAGCAGCCCAUUAAGGUGGUGCAGUACAACAUAAACACAGAGGAGCUUUACACCAACCUGAAGGAGUUUAUUCAUACAUUGUACUUUAGGCAUUUGCUUGUGAAUCCACGUGACAGAAGAGUGGUUAUUAUUGAGUCCAUCCUCAGCCCUUCGCACUUCAGAGAAACGCUGUCCCGGGUCUUCUUUAAACACUUUGAGGUCCCAUCGGUGCUUUUUGCCCCCAGCCAUCUGAUGUCCAUCAUGACUUUAGGCCUCAACUCAGCUCUAGUGAUGGACUGUGGAUAUACAGAAACCUUGGUGUUGCCUGUUUAUGAAGGAAUUCCAAUUCUGUCUGCGUGGGAGGCCUUGCCUAUGGGAGGGAAAGCCAUUCACAAGGAGUUGGACAGUCUGCUGACAGAGCAGUGCACAGUGGCUACAGACUCGGGCACCGGCCAGAGUUUACCAACUGUUAUGGGCACCAUUCCCGAAGAAGUUAUAGAGGAUGUUAAAGUAAGGACAUGCUUUGUCAGUGACUUGCAGAGAGGCCUGAAAAUCCAGCAGGCCAAGUUCAACAUGGAUGGAACUGCAGAGAGACCCACUUCUCCACCAGAUGUUGAAUAUCCUUUAGAUGGAAUGAAGAUCCUUCACAUUAAGGGGUCAAUCAGAGACUCCGUUGCUGAAAUGUUGUUUGAACAGGACAACGAAGAAAAAUCUAUUGCUUCGCUAGUGCUUGACACUCUUGUUAAGUGCCCCAUCGACACACGUAAGGUUCUGUCUGAGAACUUGAUGAUAAUUGGUGGAACCGCCAUGCUGCCUGGCUUCCUUCACCGCCUUUUGGCUGAAAUCCGCUUACUGGCAGAAAAACCCAAAUAUCGUGAAGCACUCGCCACCAAGAGUUUUCGCAUCCACAGUCCACCGGCCAAGCCCAACUGCACUGCCUGGCUAGGAGGGGCUAUAUUUGGAGCGUUGCAGGACAUCCUGGGAAGUCGGUCUGUAUCCAGAGACUACUACAAUCAGACAGGCCGCAUUCCUGACUGGUGUAAUCUCAGUAGUCCUCCCUUGGAAUCACUGUAUGAUAUUGGAAAGACAGGCCCUCCACUCAUGAAGAGGGCUUUCUCCACUGAGAAAUAAUUCUCUCUAUAAAAUCUAAAGACUUGCAACAUCAAAGGCUCUUACCUAGACUCUAGCUUUAUCAAAAGCAGUUUUGUGUCCUGUUCGUCUGCGAUUUGGUCUGUAGCGGUUCACAAAAAAGAUGAACAGUGGAAGAACCACUAGGUGGCAGUCCGUAUCACAAAAAAAUAAAAAUAAAACCCGAGCAGAACAGUCAUGUCUCCAAAAGUUUCAGCAAGUUUAUUAGAGAAAUUCCUGAACAUAACUAAACACUCUUUAAGCUUUUUUUUUUUUAGCUUUAUACUGUACCACUGCUGUGGCAGAAAUCCAUCUGAUGUCAAGUGAGGGAAAAUAGCGAUGUUAUUAAGAAUAUUUGGGCCACUUUCUUUUUUUUUUCUCUUUCAUUCCAUGCAUUCAUAUUUGUGUUGGUGCUUUUUAAAAUCUUGCACUUCAAUAACUUCAAAGAAUCCUAAAUGUAUUUAAUUUAUUUACACAUUAGAUCCUGAAAAUCCUGUAAAAAGUAAAUGGUGUCUUAUGUAUACUAAAUAAAUGUCCCACAAUAAA